CCUUGCCGAUAGAUUCUGAGGUACUCGUGAUACAAAACGGUGCACGACACUUCAUGCAUUUGGGUUUUGGAUAUUACACUUACAAUUUACAAUUUCAUGCACCCUGGUCGAAUUCAUUAUAAUAUAUAUAUAAAUACACAACUGUCUGUUGGCUAUUUUACUUGGGACUUGGUUUCACUUAUCUUGGUUUUGAUACAUACGACCUUUCUAUUCCAAGGCUACUGUUCUGAUUGUAUCAACAUCGCUCAUUGUGGUGAGGAAAGAAAAAACAGCAUAACGUUUACUCAAAGAUCACCAGCUUUUAGCUCAGUAUAAAGGGCAACACCCAGCACAUAACAUCACAGUGUAUUAUGUGAGUCGUUCAUAAACGAGCCGAUAUUGUAAUCUAACGAUUUAAUUUACUGAGAACGGAAGUUUACCACUAAAUCGUUUACACCUCACACAAUUAUUCAAACAUGCGGUUGUGGUUUAGCAUUCCGAUACUGUUAAUACUGGCAUGUAUUAUACUCGAGUCUGCGGCAGUGAAGACAAAAAGAGAUUCUGGUGAUGCAUCAAAAUAUCGCCAUAAGUCGUCAAAUCCAACAGAAGACCAUUAUUCUAUGAACAAAUUAGAUCACAAAAAAAAAUCCCGUAUCGAAAAACGAGAAGUGCUUAAAAAAAAGGGGCAACAUCGUAAUGGAGAAGCAAAUGAGAAGAUUGAUGCCGGUAAAUUUCUGAAGGAAGAAUCAAAGGAACGUAAUGGAAAAAUGUAUUAUGAAGAAAAAAGUGGAAAGAUGAGCCAAAACAAAAUUAGUAAAAGUAAAGAAAAUGUUAAGAAUGAUAAGCAUACCGAUAAAGUAGCUAAAGCUAAAUCUAAGAAAAGUAAGAGAUCUACCGAGCUCGAGGCACCAAACGAAACUUUGGAUAACGCUGCCGGCUACCUGGCUGGCUUUAAAAAGAACGCGCACUCCAAUUUUGAUCCAGCAUCAAAGAGAGAGAAAUCUAAGGAUAAAGUCACGAAAAAAUCUGGGUGUGGUAUUGGCAAAUCAGUGGAUAGUAAACUUAAAGAGGAGUUUUCUGUAAAUUCCGAGCCAGUUUCGGACAUACAGUCACCUAAAGAGACCACCUCUGCAUUAGAUUGUAAUGAUAAGAGAGGAGAAAGUAAAGAAUUUAAAAAACAGAAAAUGAAUUCAGAGAAAAUUAAAAAGCAGAAACACAAUAAUAACAGUAAUGAUCUACAUAAGGGAAAUAUCAACUUGAAAGAGUCUGAAUCGCCAGAGGAGAAAAAUCACGAAAUUACAAAACCUGUUCAACCAGAUGGUAAGAAAAUUAAAUAUCGGAAUGAUUUACCAGAAAAUAGUUACUAUUUGAACGAGGAUGGGUUGAUAAAAAAAAAAACAGCAAAGAAUGAAAACGCGAAACAAAAAAUUUCGGAAAAAAUCUCUGAAGAUGAAUUGGAAUGUAAGCCUCGAAUAAAUGACUGUAAAUUAAAUGUUCCAGAUACACCGAUAUACGAAACAGAUAUGCCAGACAAAUAUAAGUCUGGUACUUGUAAUCUGGAAGAUGAUCAUGCGACUGAGCAAAGCAAAACUUGUUACAGACCUAAAGAAUCUAAAUGUCAUGCGAAUGAUGUUGUAAAAAAUAGUGUAGCAGGUACUAAACAAGAAGAUAUGGAGCAAAUGUCAGCACAAGAAAAUAAAGCCCGAGAUAAUAAUGCCGAAGAGAAAAAUUCGAACGGAGAAGAAUCAAUCAGUGAAAAUGUUGUGCAAGAUGGCAGUGACACAGUGUGACGUUCACGUUUGCAAAUACACAUAAGUAGUUCAAAUAAUUUUUCAACCAGAUAAAAGGUUGAAAACUAUAUUAAAUAGGAAAUGUGAUAAUUAACAAAUAAAUAUU
Diprion similis is the source of this 1875-nucleotide messenger RNA. RefSeq names its product muscle M-line assembly protein unc-89-like. The transcript is spliced from 3 exons. Bases 456 to 1769 code for a protein of 437 amino acids. The record is from RefSeq and is a predicted model, not a curated record. NCBI's taxonomy places the organism in Eukaryota, Metazoa, Arthropoda, Insecta, Hymenoptera, Diprionidae.